Rhizophagus irregularis DAOM 181602=DAOM 197198 is the source of this 1059-nucleotide messenger RNA. NCBI's taxonomy places the organism in Eukaryota, Fungi, Glomeromycota, Glomeromycetes, Glomerales, Glomeraceae. The record is from RefSeq and is a predicted model, not a curated record.
AUGUUUAAUGCUCAUAAAAAUGAUGAAAGUGGUGCUCAAUCAAGAAAUGAGCCGCGUCUCUUGACAUACAACUUUUUUAUGAGACCCCCACUUAUUAAAAAUAAUUUUAGCGACUAUAAAGAAUUUAGACUUGAAUAUUUUAUUAGGAAUGUAUUAAAAGAAUAUGAUAUAAUAUGUUUGGAAGAAAUGUUUCAAUUUGGAAGUAGUCGUCGUACUCGACUAUUAGAAGCUGCUCGUAAAGAAGGGUUUAAUUAUUCUCUGACCUCACCUUGCAACACAGUGUUUAAUUUAGCUAUUGAUGGCGGGUUAGUUAUGCUGAGCAAGUUCCCUAUUAAAGAAAGAGAUAUACUUAUAUAUCCAAGUGGGGUUCAUUCUGAUAGAUUUUCUGAUAAAGGAGCAUUGUAUGCAAAAAUAGAGUUGGCUCAAAACAACGUUAUCCAUCUUUUUAUGACCCAUACUCAAGCUUCUUAUGUAUCAGCACCACCUUUAACGGAUAAAUCCGUACUUGUUCGUCAGGAACAAUUAUCACUUCUUCGUAAAUUUAUUGAUAAAUGUACUUUAAAUGCAUUACCCGAAGAACCGAUUAUUCUAGUUGGUGACUUGAACGUUAAUUCACGUCCACAGCCUGAUUCUUCUAAUGUCAACGGAGAUACUGAUGAAUAUUUAAACAUGAUUAAAAUUUUGAGCGGUGAAGGAAUUGAAGCUAAUCAAAUUGAUGCAUCAGCUUCUCCUGAUAAACGUAUAUAUAAUAAUUCCAAAAUAGUUGGUGUAAAAGAUGUGCUUAAAGAGCGGUAUGAACAUCAUCCAAUCACAUUUGGUGAUGUAAUUGUUGCUGAUGAUGGAACUGUAAGUCCAAAAGAAACAGUUCUAACAGGAAAAGAUGAUUUGCUUGCUCAGGCCAGUUUGGAUUACGUCCUCUUGAUUGGCACAGAUCAAUCAAAAAAACGAGUUACAAUCGAUAUUCAGAGAACUCGUGUUGAAGAAUUUUUCGUGAGUGACGCUUCAGUCACUCAAUUAUCCGAUCAUUACGGUGUUUCUACAUGUCUCAUUAGCUCUUAA